AUGUCCUGUGUGCAUUAUAAAUUUUCCUCUAAACUCAACUAUGAUACCGUCACCUUUGAUGGGCUCCACAUCUCCCUCUGCGAUUUAAAGAAGCAGAUUAUGGGGAGAGAGAAGUUGAAAGCUGCCGACUGCGACCUGCAGAUCACCAACGCGCAGACGAAAGAAGAAUAUACUGAUGAUAAUGCUCUAAUUCCUAAGAAUUCAUCUGUAAUUGUUAGAAGAAUUCCUAUUGGAGGUGUUAAAUCUACAAGCAAGACAUAUGUUAUAAGUCGAACUGAACCAGUGAUGGGAACUUCAAAAGCAAUUGAUGACUCUUCUGCAUCUAUUUCUCUGGCCCAGCUUACAAAGACUGCCAAUCUGGCUGAAGCCAAUGCUUCUGAAGAAGAUAAAAUUAAAGCAAUGAUGUCGCAAUCUGGCCAUGAAUACGACCCAAUCAAUUACAUGAAGAAACCUCUAGGCCCACCACCUCCAUCUUAUACCUGUUUUCGUUGUGGUAAACCUGGCCAUUACAUUAAGAAUUGCCCAACAAACGGGGAUAAAAACUUUGAAUCUGGUCCGAGGAUUAAAAAGAGCACUGGUAUUCCCAGAAGUUUUAUGAUGGAAGUGAAAGAUCCUAACAUGAAAGGUGCAAUGCUUACCAACACUGGAAAGUAUGCGAUACCGACUAUAGACGCAGAAGCAUAUGCAAUUGGGAAGAAAGAAAAACCACCUUUCUUACCAGAGGAACCAUCUUCUUCUUCAGAAGAAGAUGAUCCUAUCCCAGAUGAAUUAUUGUGUCUCAUCUGCAAAGAUAUUAUGACUGAUGCCGUUGUCAUUCCCUGCUGUGGAAACAGUUAUUGUGAUGAAUGUAUAAGAACAGCACUCUUGGAAUCAGAUGAUCAUACAUGUCCAACAUGCCAUCAGAAUGAUGUCUCUCCUGAUGCUUUAAUUGCCAAUAAGUUCUUACGACAGGCUGUUAAUAACUUCAAAAAUGAAACCGGUUAUACAAAAAGACUACGAAAACAGUUACCCCCACCACCGCCCCCAAUACCACCUCCGAGACCACUCAUUCAGCGGAACCUACAACCUCUGAUGAGAUCUCCAAUAUCAAGACAACAGGAUCCCCUGAUGAUUCCAGUGACCUCUUCAGCUCACCCAGCUCCUUCCAUAUCUUCAUUAACUUCUAAUCAGUCUUCCUUGGCCCCUCCUGUGCCUGGAAAUUCAUCUUCUACCCCGGCUCCUGUACCUGAUAUAACUGCCACAGUGUCCAUCUCAGUCCACUCUGAAAAACCAGAUGGACCUUUCCGGGAUUCUGAUAAUAAAAUUUUACCAGCUGCAGCCCUUGCAUCAGAACAUUCAAAGGGAACCUCUUCAAUUGCAAUUACUGCUCUUAUGGAAGAGAAGGGUUACCAGGUGCCUGUACUUGGAACCCCAUCUUUGCUUGGACAGUCACUACUGCAUGGACAGUUGAUCCCCACAACUGGUCCAGUAAGAAUAAAUACUGCUCGUCCGGGUGGUGGUCGACCAGGUUGGGAACAUUCCAAUAAGCUUGGAUAUCUGGUUUCUCCGCCACAGCAAAUUAGAAGGGGGGAGAGGAGCUGCUACAGAAGUAUAAACCGCGGACGACACCACAGCGAAAGAUCACAGAGAACUCAAGGCCCAUCACUACCAGCAACUCCAGUUUUUGUGCCUGUCCCACCCCCUCCUUUGUAUCCACCUCCUCCCCAUACACUUCCUCUCCCUCCAGGUGUUCCUCCACCACAAUUUUCUCCUCAGUUUCCUCCUGGCCAGCCACCACCUGCUGGAUAUAGUGUCCCUCCUCCAGGGUUUCCGCCAGCUCCGGCCAAUUUAUCGACACCUUGGGUAUCAUCAGGAGUGCAGACAGCUCAUUCAAAUACCAUCCCAACAACGCAAGCCCCACCGUUGUCCAGGGAAGAAUUCUAUAGAGAGCAACGACGGCUGAAGGAAGAGGAAAAGAAAAAGUCCAAGCUAGAUGAGUUUACAAAUGAUUUUGCUAAGGAAUUGAUGGAAUACAAAAAGAUUCAAAAGGAGCGUAGGCGCUCAUUUUCCAGGUCUAAAUCUCCUUAUAGUGGUUCAUCAUAUUCAAGAAGUUCGUAUACUUAUUCUAAGUCAAGAUCUGGUUCAACACGUUCACGUUCUUACUCUCGAUCAUUUAGCCGCUCACACUCUCGUUCCUAUUCCCGAUCACCUCCAUACCCCCGAAGAGGCAGAGGCAAGAGCCGAAAUUACCGUUCACGGUCUAGAUCUCAUGGAUAUCAUCGAUCUAGGUCAAGGUCACCCCCCUAUAGACGAUACCAUUCACGGUCAAGAUCUCCUCAAGCAUUUAGGGGACAGUCUCCCAAUAAACGUAAUGUGCCUCAAGGGGAAACAGAACGUGAAUAUUUUAAUAGAUACAGAGAAGUUCCGCCACCUUACGACAUGAAAGCUUAUUACGGGAGGAGUGUUGACUUUAGAGACCCAUUUGAAAAAGAGCGUUACCGAGAAUGGGAAAGAAAAUAUAGAGAGUGGUAUGAAAAAUAUUAUAAAGGUUAUGCUGCCGGAGCACAGCCUAGACCAUCAGCAAAUAGAGAGAACUUUUCUCCUGAGAGAUUUUUGCCUCUUAAUAUCAGAAAUUCUCCCUUCACGAGAGGCCGCAGAGAAGAUUAUGCUGGUGGACAAAGUCAUAGAAGUCGAAACUUAGGUGGCAACUAUCCAGAAAAGCUUUCAACAAGAGAUAGUCACAAUCAGAAGGACAACACAAAGUCAAAAGAGAAGGAGAGCGAAAAUAAUCCCGGAGAUGGUAAAGGAAACAAACAUAAGAAACAUAGGAAAAGAAGAAAGGGGGAAGAGAGUGAAGGCUUUCUAAACCCCGAGUUAUUAGAAACUUCUAGGAAAUCAAGAGAACCUACAAGCAGUGAAGAAAAUAAAACAGACUCAUUGUUUGUUCUCCCAAGUAGAGAUGAUGCUACACCUGUUAGAGAUGAACCAAUGGAUGCAGAAUCCAUCACUUUCAAGUCGGUGUCUGAAAAAGACAAGAGAGAGAAAGAUAAACCAAAAGCAAAAGGUGACAAGACCAAACGGAAAAAUGAUGGGUCUACUGUGUCCAAAAAAGAAAAUGUUGCAAAACCUGCUAAGGGACCCCAAGAAAAACUAGACGGAGAGCGUGAAAAAUCUCCUCGAUCUGAACCUCCACUUAAAAAAGCCAAAGAGGAGACUCCAAAGACUGAUAAUGCUAAAUCAUCAUCUUCCUCCCAAAAAGAUGAAAAGACCAUUGGUACCCCCAGAAAAGCUCACUCUAAAUCAGCAAAAGAACACCAAGAGACAAAACCAGUCAAAGAGGAAAAAGUGAAGAAGGAUUACCCCAAAGACGUCAAAUCAGAAAAGCUAACUAAUAAGGAAGAAAAGGCCAAGAAGCCUAGUGAGAAAAGUAAGCCACCUGAUAGCAAGGGAGAAAAAAGAAAAAGAAAAACUGAAGAGAAAAGUGUAGAGAAAGAUUUUGAGUCCUCUUCAACGAAAGUCUCUAAACUGGAAAUGACUGAAAUAGUGAAACCAUCACCAAAGCGCAAAAUGGAACCUGAUAUUGAAAAAAUGGAUAGGACCCCUGAGAAAGACAAAAUUUCAUCAUCAACUGCCCCAGCCAAAAAAAUUAAGCUCAACAGAGAAACUGGUAAAAAAAUUGGGAGUACAGAAAAUGUAUCUAAUACGAAAGAACCCUCUGAAAAAUUGGAGUCAGCAUCUAGCAAAGUUAAACAAGAAAAAGUCAAAGGAAAGGUCAGACGAAAAGUAGCUGGAGCUGAGGGAUCCAGCUCAACUCUUGUGGAUUAUACAAGCACGAGCUCAACUGGAGGCAGUCCUGUGCGGAAAUCUGAAGAAAAAACAGAUACAAAACGGACUGUCAUUAAAACUAUGGAAGAGUAUAAUAAUGACAAUACAGCUCCUGCUGAAGACGUUAUUAUUAUGAUUCAGGUUCCUCAGUCCAAAUGGGAUAAAGAUGACUUUGAAUCUGAGGAAGAAGAUGUUAAGGCCACACAGCCUAUGUCAAGUGUAGGAAAACCCGCCAGUGUUAUAAAAAAUGUUAGCACUAAACCGUUAAAUACAGUCAAGUAUACUGAAAAAGAAAGUGAGUCGUCAGAGAAAAUUCAGAAACUCACCAAGGAAGUUAGCCAUGAAAUUAUACAGCAUGAGAUCAAGAGUUCAAAAAACUCUGCAUCCAGUGAAAAGGGGAAAGCCAAAGAUCGAGAUCAUUCGGUGUUGGAGAAGGAAAACCCCGAAAAGAGGAAAAACAGCACUCAGCCAGAGAAAGAGAGUAACUUGGACCGUCUGAGUGAACCAGGAAAUUUUAAAAGUCUGUCUCAAUCUUCCAAAGAGACAAGAACUUCAGAAAAGCAUGAUUCCGUUCGAGGUUCCUCGACUAAAGACUUCACUCCCAACAGAGACAAAAAAACAGACUAUGACAACAGAGAGUACUCAAGUUCCAAACGUAGAGACGAAAGGAAUGAAUUAACAAGAAGGAAAGACUCCCCUUCUCGAAGUAAAGAUUCUGCAUCUGGACAGAAAACUAAGCCAAGGGAGGAGAGAGAUUUGCCUAAAAAGGGAACAGGAGAUUCCAAAAAGAGCAAUUCUAGUCCCUCCAGAGACAAAAAACCUCAUGAUCACAAAGCCACUUAUGAUACGAAACGCUCGACUGAAGAGACAAAAUCUGUAGAUAAAAAUCCUUGUAAAGAUCGUGAGAAGCACACGUUAGAAGCAAGGAACAAUAAAGAAUCGGGUGGCAACAAAUUACUGUAUGUGCUUAACCCACCAGACCCGCAGAUUGAAAAGGAGCAAGUUACUGGGCAGACUGACAAGAGCGCGGUCAAGCCUAAGCCACAGUUAAGCCACUCCUCCCGACUUUCCUCCGACUUAACUAGGGAAACUGAUGAAGCUGCUUUUGAACCAGACUAUAAUGAAAGUGACAGUGAAAGCAACAUAUCUGUAAAAGAGGAGGAAACUUCGGGAAAGAUUGCUAAGGAACUGAAAGAUAAAGUCGUGGAGAAAGCAAAAGACAGCCUGGACACGGCAGCAGCCAGCCAGGUAGGCACCGCCAGGAGCCAGAGUCCAAGCAGCCCUAGUGUUAGUCCAAGCAGAAGUCAUAGCCCUUCUGGCAGCCGGACCCGGAGCCACAGCAGUAGUGCCAGCUCCGCAGAGAGUCAGGACAGCAAGAAGAAGAAGAAGAAGAAGGAAAAGAAGAAGCACAAGAAACACAAAAAACACAAGAAGCAUAAGAAGCAUGCAGGCACUGAAGGAGAGUUAGAAAAAAGCCAAAAACACAAACACAAGAAAAAGAAGUCAAAGAAGAGCAAAGAUAAAGAAAAGGAGAAGGAGAAAGAUGACCAAAAAGCGAAAUCUGUCCCUGUAUAA
Puma concolor (puma) is the source of this 5379-nucleotide messenger RNA. It is a transcript of the gene RBBP6, whose product is annotated as RB binding protein 6, ubiquitin ligase. The record is from RefSeq and is a predicted model, not a curated record. Gene Ontology annotation, cellular component: nucleus. Gene Ontology annotation, molecular function: nucleic acid binding; zinc ion binding; ubiquitin protein ligase activity. NCBI's taxonomy places the organism in Eukaryota, Metazoa, Chordata, Mammalia, Carnivora, Felidae. Gene Ontology annotation, biological process: ubiquitin-dependent protein catabolic process; mRNA processing; protein ubiquitination.